Messenger RNA from Phytophthora sojae, 4488 nucleotides. RefSeq lists its product as hypothetical. Bases 1 to 4203 code for a protein of 1400 amino acids. Gene Ontology annotation, biological process: phospholipid translocation. Gene Ontology annotation, molecular function: magnesium ion binding; ATP binding; ATPase-coupled intramembrane lipid carrier activity. The record is from RefSeq and is a predicted model, not a curated record. Gene Ontology annotation, cellular component: plasma membrane. NCBI's taxonomy places the organism in Eukaryota, Oomycota, Peronosporomycetes, Peronosporales, Peronosporaceae. The transcript has a single exon.
AUGGCGGCCAAGCGCAGCACGUCGCGCAUCUUCCGCGGCUCGCGGGUCGAGGACGAGGUGGCGCUGUGCGCGAGCGUGGCGCCCGCGGGCGUCUCGUCCGCCUCGUCCUCGUCGGACGCCGGCGAGCUCGCGCUGGGCUCGAGCACGAGCGGUUACAACACGCUGGGCAGCCCCGCGCCCGUGCUGCAGUCGCCGCGCCAGGUGCGACGCAAGAGCCGAAGGGACCACGAGCAGAUCCCGGACGAGGACGAGCUCGUGGACUACGCGGCGCAGCACACGCCCGCUGGGGCGGUUAACACGGUCAACACAGGAGCAACCACAGCAGCGGCAGCAGCAGCAGGAGGACACGCAGACAAUGAGCCGCUGAGAGAGGUCUACUUCAACUACGCGCCGGGCAACGCGGUGUUCGACAAGUGCUCGAACGUCGUGGUGACGUCCAAGUACUCGCUCGUGACGUUCCUGCCCAAGUUCGUCAAGGAGAGCUUCAGCAAGGUGGCCAACUUCUUCUUCCUCAUGGUCUGCGUGCUGCAGAGCAUCCCGAGCAUCAGCAACACGUACGGCUACCCGACGAACGCGCCCGUGCUCUUCUUCGUCAUCUCGAUCGACGCCGUGUUCGCCGUCAUGGAGGACCUGAGACGCCACAAGUCGGACAACGAGGCCAACUCGGCCACGUGCCACGUCAUCCAGGACGGACACGUCGUGGACCGCAAGUGGGCGGACAUUAAGGUCGGCGAUUUCCUGCAGAUCCGCAACCGAGAGGUGAUCCCGGCCGACGUGCUGGUGCUCGCAGUGUCGGAGCCCGUGGGGGAGCCGCCCAGCGGCAUCUGCUACGUCGAGACCAAGAGUCUGGACGGAGAGACGAACCUCAAGCUGCGCCAGGCCGUGGCCGCCACCAUGAGCUCGCUGGCCAACGCGGCCGAGCUGGCGCUGCUGCGCGGCGUGGUCAAGUGCGAGCAGCCCAACCCGCACAUCAACAAGUUCGCCGGCAAGGUGGAGGUGACGGUGGGCGACGGCUGCGGCGUCGAGGUCAUGCCGCUCUCGGUCAAGAACGUGCUGCUGCGCGGCUGCAACCUGCGCAACACGGACUGGGUCUUCGGCCUCGUGCUGAAUACCGGUAACGACACCAAGAUCAUGCAGAGCGCCAGCGCCGCGCCCUCCAAGUGGAGCGACCUCAUGCUGCACAUCAACCGCAUGAUCGUGAUCCUGUGCAUGGGGCUCUUCGUGGCCUGCGCGGUGGCCGCGACGUGCUAUAUUACCUGGCAAUACGACAUCGUGCGCAACACGUGGUACAUCCAGCUCACGGACGCCGAGCGGAACCGCACGCGCUUCGUGGCGUUCAUCCAGAUGCUGUUCUACUACUUCCUGCUGCUCUACCAGGUGAUCCCCAUCUCGCUCUACGUGUCCAUGACGAGUGUCAAGUUCCUGCAGUCGCGCUUCAUGUCGUGGGACCUCGAGAUGUAUCACGCCGAGACGGACACGCCCGCCAUUGUGCGCACCAUGGAGCUGAACGAAGAGCUGGGCCAGAUCUCGUACGUCUUCAGCGACAAGACCGGCACGCUCACGUGCAACAUCAUGGAGUUCCGCAAGUGCUCGAUCAACGGCACGUCCUACGGCUCCGGCAUCACGGAGAUCGGACGCGCAGCGCUCGUGCGCGCUGGGAAGCCCAUUCCGCCCGAGCCCAAGCUGGACCCGAGCAUCAAGAGGAUCCCGUUCGUCAACUUUGUGGACAAGGCGCUGUUUGACGGUAUGAAGGGCAGCGCUGGGGAGGAGCAGAAGGAGAAGAUCUUGCAGUUCUUUGAGCACUUGGCUGUGUGCCACACGGUGAUCCCCGAGAAGCUGGAGUCUGGCGAAGUGCGUCUGUCGGCUUCGUCUCCUGAUGAGCAGGCUCUGGUGGCGGGCGCAGCGUUCGCAGGCUUCAAGUUCGAGAGCCGUAGCGUGGGAACGGCGACUGUGGAGGUCUUGGGCCAGCGCGUGUCGUACGAGAUCCUGGACGUGCUCGAGUUCAACAGUACGAGGAAGCGUAUGUCCGUUGUGGUCCGCAAGCCCAGCGGUGAGCUGCUGCUGUACACGAAGGGAGCCGACAUGAUGAUCUACCAGCGCCUGAAGGACGACCCGGCCAUGCUGAAGCUCAAGAACAUCACGCGCGACCACAUGGAGAAGUACGCGGACGACGGCUUGCGGACGCUGGCGCUGGCCAUGAAGAAGCUGGACGAGCGCUGGUUCCAGCAGUGGAAGAUGCGCUUCGACGACGCGCAGGGCAACGUGGCGGAGAUCGACCGACGCAAAGACGGCAAACCGAACGCGAUCGAUGACCUGAUGGAGGAGAUCGAGGAGGGACUAGAGCUUAUCGGAGCAACGGCUAUUGAGGACAAGCUUCAAGAUGGCGUGCCGCAGUGCCUAGCUAACUUGACGCGCGCAGGUAUCAAGGUCUGGAUGCUCACGGGCGACAAGGAGGAGACUGCGAUCAACAUUUCGUACGCGUGCUCGCUGCUGGACAACUCCAUCCAGCAGGUUGUCGUGAACGCGACUACGUGUCCGGACGAGGCCGCGAUCCGCGCCAAGUUGAACGCUGCAGCUCGGGAGUUCAUGGAGAACGCGAAGGGAGGGAUGGCUGGAGGUGGUGAACGUGAGAUCUCGUUGAUUAUCGAUGGUGAGGCGCUCGAGAUGGCGCUACGACCUGGAACUGCACCCCACUUGCUGUCAGUUGCCAAGCUGUGCCGUGCUGUGAUCUGCAACCGCGUGUCUCCUGCCCAGAAGGCCGAGAUGGUGAAGCUUGUGAGGGACAACAUCACGACUGUGCGCACUCUCGCUAUUGGUGACGGCGCCAACGACGUCGCUAUGAUCCAGGCUGCUCAUGUUGGUGUCGGUAUAUCUGGACAGGAAGGUAUGCAGGCUGUGAACUCGAGUGACUACGCCAUCGCGCAGUUCCGCUUCUUGGAGCGGCUGCUGCUGGUUCACGGACGCUGGAACUACAUUCGUAUCUCCAAGCUGGUGCUCUACAUGUUCUACAAGAACAUCACGCUGGUGCUGGCGCAGUACUGGUACGGCUACCUCUCGGGCGCCUCUGGCUCCAAAAUGUACUGGGAGAUCGGUGUGCAGCUGUACAACGUGGCGUUCACGGGCCUGCCGAUUGUGGUGGUGGGCGUGCUGGACAAGGACCUCCCGGCUCCGUUCAGCCUCGAGUACCCGGACUUGUACCGCCGCGGACCGGAGCGAUUCUACUUCAACAUGUACACAUUCGGCCGCUGGAUCGCCGCAGCCUUCUACGAGUCCAUGAUCAUCUUCGUGGUCAUGUCGUACGGCUUCAACGCGUCGGAGAAGGCGGCGGGCAGCGAGUCGCGCGUGGAGUUCGGCAUGGUGGCGUUCUCGCUGACGGUGUUGAUCGUGAACAUCAAGAUCUGGAUGAUCGCUGACCGGUGGACGGUGCUGUCGUUCUCUCUGUGGUUCGGCAGCGUCAUGUCGUGGUUCAUGUUCGCCGCUAUCGGCACCGAGACGCCGUACUUUGCCACGUACAAGGUCGGCUACGACGAGUUCGGAGCGUUCGCCCCCACCGCCUGGACGUGGGGCUACUUCCUCGUCCUGGCCAUGGGCUGCUCGCUGGCGUUGGGGCGUCACAUUGCCUACAACCUGUACCAGCGGACGUUCCACCCGGACCUGGCCCAGCUACUGCAGGAAUCUAUGGGUGGCACGGCGCAGCGCAAGUACCAGCGACGCCUGACCAUCAACCACUCGGAGGAGCAGACGCUAUCCAUGUCCCUGGACGACGUCCACACCACCGGGUACCUGAGCGACUUCGGACACUCAGACGCCGAGAUCCUCAAGGCCCAACACCCGCAGAGCUUCACCGCUGCGACGCUGUACGAGCAGCCGAAGAAGAGCUCCUCGGCUUCCGCGGCCUCCGCCUCCGUCAGCUCUGGAGUCGCCGAGAGCUACUCGGCCAGUGUAUUCAGCGAGUCCAUCUCCGAGGACGCGACGUGGGAGCGCGUGCCGGCCAAGAUGUUCCGGCCCACAACAAGUCGGCGCAACACAGGCUUCGCCUUCAGCUGCGACGAGGAGACAACACUGGCCGAGUCAUACAUUGCGUCCAACUCGCUGCCGCGCUCGGACGCCAUCUCGACGGCCAUGCGGAACUCGACCUCAAGCUCAACAGGUGGCGCCAGCGCGCGCAGAGUCUCAAUGGGCCGCGUGCGCCUGCUGUCCUAGUCGACGGAAAGGCGUACUUACUUUACAACAGGCCUACCUACAUUACCCCCCAAGUUCCUCGAAAACGCCACAAGCAGAUCGUCCAUUAUCUUGACGGAGUCCGAGGCCGCUCGUGCUCGUCUCCGUAGCGCAACCUUGCACUGUAUUUAAGAGCGUUAAGAGGAACCCUUCUUGUCUUUCUAUAGUCGUCUUGUGGAGUGCAGCUCGUCGAUGGCUUCGCCUUCCCCGCUUGCUUUGUUCGCGUCUUGGCGAAGGCAAUAAAAUACAAGCUGGCAUGGCGUGAUC